GGCGGGCGCGGGGGGCGAGAGACGGAGCCGCGACCCCGCUGCCGCCCAGCGACCCCCGGCCCCGCCGGCCCCAGCCCCGUCGCGCCCCGGCCGGACAUGGCUCUGCGGCGGCUUCUCCUCAUCGCUGCCGCGCUGGCGGCGGCCACCGCGCCCGCCGCCGCCUUCUACCUGCCGGGCCUGGCGCCCGUCAACUUCUGCGAGGCCGGCAAGGAGAAGCCCGAGUGCAAGUCUGGAAUCGAGCUGUUUGUGAACAGGCUUGACUCAGUAGAGUCUGUCCUCCCCUACGAAUACACUGCGUUUGAUUUUUGUCAAGCAGAAGGAAAGAAGCGUCCAUCUGAAAACCUUGGCCAAGUCUUGUUUGGAGAGAGGAUAGAACCGUCUCCUUACAGGUUCACAUUCAACAAGAAGGAGACAUGUAAAUCUGUUUGUACAAAAACAUAUGAUACCACAAAGCCAGAAGACAAACAGAAAUUAGACUUUUUGAAAAAGAGUAUGCUACUAAAUUAUCAACAUCACUGGAUUGUGGACAACAUGCCUGUGACGUGGUGUUACGAUGUAGAAGAUGGCCAGAGGUUCUGUAAUCCUGGUUUUCCUAUUGGCUGUUAUAUUACAGAAGAUGGCCGUCCAAAAGAUGCUUGUGUUAUUAAUUCAGAAUUUCAUGAAAAAGAUACCUUUUAUAUUUUCAACCAUGUUGACAUAAAAAUUUAUUACCAUGUUGUGGAAAAUGAAGCUCUGGGAGCAAGACUAGUUGCUGCUAAACUUGAACCAAAAAGUUACAAGCAUACUCAUCCAGACAACCCCGAUUGCUCAGGAGUACCUAUGGAUAUAAGUAAUAAGGCCAGUGGAGAAGUCAAAAUUGCAUACACAUACUCAGUUACUUUUCAUGAAGAAAAAAAUAUCAGGUGGGCAUCAAGAUGGGAUUAUAUUUUGGAAUCCAUGCCUCACACUCACAUCCAGUGGUUUAGUAUUAUGAAUUCCCUGGUGAUUGUCCUCUUUCUGUCUGGAAUGGUAGCUAUGAUUAUGUUGAGGACACUCCAUAAAGAUAUUGCAAGAUACAAUCAAAUGGAUUCCACGGAAGAUGCUCAAGAAGAAUUCGGCUGGAAACUGGUUCAUGGUGAUAUUUUCAGGCCCCCAAGAAAAGGAAUGCUGUUGUCAGUUUUUCUAGGCUCUGGCACACAAAUCUUAAUAAUGACUUUUGUUACCCUGUUUUUUGCUUGCCUGGGAUUUUUGUCACCUGCUAACAGGGGAGCUCUGAUGACCUGUGCUGUAGUUUUGUGGGUACUACUUGGAACUCCAGCUGGUUAUGUUGCUGCCAGAUUCUACAAAUCAUUUGGAGGUGAGAAAUGGAAAACAAAUGUCCUGCUGACAUCAUUCCUUUGUCCUGGAAUUGUAUUUGCAGAUUUUUUUAUCAUGAACCUCAUUCUCUGGGGAGAAGGCUCUUCAGCAGCUAUUCCGUUCGGUACCUUGGUUGCUAUUUUGGCACUCUGGUUUUGCAUAUCUGUACCACUGACGUUUAUUGGUGCCUAUUUUGGGUUUAAGAAAAAUGCUAUUGAACACCCUGUUCGCACAAAUCAAAUUCCGCGUCAGAUUCCUGAGCAAUCAUUCUAUACAAAGCCAUUACCUGGCAUUAUCAUGGGAGGGAUUCUUCCUUUUGGGUGUAUCUUUAUACAGUUGUUCUUCAUUCUCAAUAGUAUUUGGUCUCACCAGAUGUAUUACAUGUUUGGCUUCCUGUUUCUGGUAUUCAUUAUUUUGGUUAUUACAUGUUCUGAGGCUACAAUAUUGCUCUGCUACUUCCAUCUAUGUGCAGAGGACUAUCACUGGCAGUGGCGUUCAUUUCUCACUAGUGGCUUCACUGCAGUUUAUUUCCUAAUAUAUGCAAUACAUUAUUUCUUUUCUAAACUGCAAAUCACAGGAACAGCUAGCACCAUUUUAUAUUUUGGUUAUACCAUGAUUAUGGUUUUGAUCUUCUUCCUUUUCACAGGGACAAUUGGAUUCUUUGCAUGCUUUUGGUUUGUAACCAAAAUAUACAGCGUAGUGAAAGUUGACUGAAGAAACCAAUGUAAAGAGUUAACACAGAAGAGGUUUAAUCUUCAUUAACAUAACUUAAAAACCUGGUCUCCGUGAUGAACUUGAGCUUUAUCAGAAGUAUUGGCUUCCUGUUCUUUGAGAAUGAUACCGAAAUGCACCUACUUUUCCACUAACACGUUUGUAUUGUGACUUAACAACCUGUUUUCAUUCAAACCUUAAUGAAGAUCAGAGUUACGAUAUUUAUGCAUUUGUAAAUACAACUAUACUUUAAAAGAAAUGUUAAAUUCUAAUGGCAGAAUAGAAGUGGAUGUAUUACACAACUUAAUGAUACUUCUGAUCAAAGUACAACUGUAAAUAGGUUUUUCUAGCUUGGUAGGUGGGAUGAUUUAUUUUUCUUUGAGGGAAAUGAGAACUUUUUAUUAUGCUAACUUUGAAGGAUAACUCUUAAGAAACGUUGCUUUUAGUCUGGAUGUGAUUUUUAUUUUUUACUGGUGUUACGUCCAUAAAUAUUCUGAUUUCUGUGACUUAAUUAGUUUUGGUGUUCUUGGCCUUUUAAACUAUGUGCCUCUGAGUCCUUGAAUUUAUAAAUUCAUAAAUUCAUUAUCCAAUAAACAUUGUAAAAAUGUCUUCAUUGACUUAUUACAUAUUAGAAGUUCGUAAAAAUAUGUAAAUACAAUUAUAAUGAAGACAGAUGCUUAAAGAUUGCAUAGAGCAUUUUAUGGCAUUUUCUAUGGUUUAAUGUAUAUUGGCACACAUUUAGAUCUGCAAGAAUUAUUAUUUGUGCUAAAUGGCUAUAACAUGGAUAUGUGAUUGUGGUGCAUGGGAACUAAAUUAUACACACAUUCAACAAAACCUCUUUGCAGCAUUAAUCCAGUCCUUAACCCAGAGAUUGCCAUGGAGUUGUCACUAUGUUGAGAAGAUCUUACAAUGCAUGAAUCAGCAUUCUCUGCUGAUCGUGCUUUUAGAUCUCAAUGAUGCAUAUUCUAUAGAGCAACUAUUGCUGACUGUACUUAAUGUAGGUUAAAAAAUAAAAGAAAAUUACUAUUUUUGCCUUAUAUUAAAAGACUAAUGUCAAUUUUGGAUGACUGGCAUUAAACCUAUAUUUGCCUUUUUUUGGAAACUGAGUAUUUUGUUUAAACCUUGUUUGGUAGUUUUAGAUUCGUAACACAAUUUGGCUGGUAAAAUUUUAUUUAAAAUUAUACUUCAUGUACCAAUUGUCAUUCAUAAGGUUGGAGGGUUUUAUUCCUAUCAGUUUACUUUUCUACAGGACCUUAACCUCUGAUGAUGCUUCAAUACUGGACCCAAUAAAAAUAUCCUUGGUUAA
This is a messenger RNA of Vidua macroura (Pin-tailed whydah), 3352 nucleotides long. RefSeq names its product transmembrane 9 superfamily member 2 (gene TM9SF2). Gene Ontology annotation, cellular component: membrane. Gene Ontology annotation, biological process: protein localization to membrane. The coding region runs from base 97 to 2049 and encodes 650 amino acids. The transcript has 17 exons. The record is from RefSeq and is a predicted model, not a curated record. NCBI's taxonomy places the organism in Eukaryota, Metazoa, Chordata, Aves, Passeriformes, Viduidae.